AUGCCAACCACCAGGAGAUCAACAGGAGGAGGCCGCGCCAGACCUGGCCCGGCACGAGGCCAAUCGACCAUCAGUUUCUCUCAUAGAGUCUCGAAGCCCGUACCCAAGGACACCAAGAAAGCUGGUCUUUCCUCUGCCAUUGAUAGAUCGGAUCUCGCCAAGCCAACCAGCAAGGAGCAACAAGAUGUCGACGAGAUCCAGAUCGAGCAAUCUGCGACCCCUGAGAUUGAGGAGGUGGACAUCAGGGAAGAAGUUCCUGAAAAGUCGGAGGCUGAAAUGAGGGCCGAGAAGAUCAGCGAUGCCCAGAUCAACAAGUACUGGAAGUCGGUCGAGGCUCAACGCAUUGCGCCUAGGGUGCAUCAGAGUGACGUGAGUUUGGCCGAGAGGGUUCUGCGAUACUUCGAUGUCAGCUCUCAGUACGGUCCCUGCAUCGGCCUCCAGCGUACGAAGCGUUGGCAGCGCGCUGAGAGACUGGGCCUCAACCCACCGAUUGAGGUCCUUGCGGUGCUGCUCAAGGAGGAGAAGAAAAGUCACGCUUCCGAGCGGGCUCACUUGGACGAGCUCAUGAACUCGACCGCGGUUGGAGCCGCAUGA
Molecule: messenger RNA, 594 nt
Organism: Colletotrichum orchidophilum
Lineage: Eukaryota; Fungi; Ascomycota; Sordariomycetes; Glomerellales; Glomerellaceae
Product: DNA polymerase delta
Exons: 2
Coding region: 1-594 (197 amino acids)
Biological process (GO): DNA-templated DNA replication; DNA synthesis involved in DNA repair
Cellular component (GO): delta DNA polymerase complex
Molecular function (GO): DNA-directed DNA polymerase activity
Source: RefSeq, a predicted model, not a curated record